Molecule: messenger RNA, 1233 nt
Organism: Uloborus diversus
Lineage: Eukaryota; Metazoa; Arthropoda; Arachnida; Araneae; Uloboridae
Exons: 7
Coding region: 1-1233 (410 amino acids)
Source: RefSeq, a predicted model, not a curated record
AUGGGGGUAGAUAUAAGGACUAAUGUGUCAAAAUUCGAAGAAAAACCGCUAAGUGAUGACUUGGUGAUAAGUGGAAGGUUACCACCGAUGAUGGCAUCGGAGGACGCAAGUAAAGAAGAAAAUUCCAGAGUCCGCCGUCAGUUUGGUGGCCAGGGCGGUUUUGGUGGUCAGGGUGGUUUUGGAGGCCAGGGUGGAGGUGCCGGUCCUGGUGGAUAUGGAGGCCCUGGUGGUUAUGGAGGCUAUGCUGCUGCUUGCGGCGGUUACCAAGAAAUGGACGCUGAAUGUGAGGUUGGGAGCGCUGGUGGUAGUAGUCCCGAAGGAACUGAGGGUUACCCUAGAGGUUUAUACCAUGAGGAGUCAAGAAUCGCCAUGUGGGACUGUUUUAAUUCAGAAACGCCUCAUGGCGUGAAGGUUCCCGCCAAUGACGGCAUCAAGGGGGAUAGAUGCAGGCGAAGGCGGUGGAAAAACGGGUUGCAGCCGAUGAUGGCAUCGGAGGACGCAAGUAAAGAAGAAAACUCCAGAGUCCGCCGUCAGUUUGGCGGCCAGGGCGGUUUUGGUGGCCAAGGUGGUUUUGGAGGCCAGGGUGGAAGUGCCGGUCCUGGUGGAUAUGGAGGUCCUGGUGGUUAUGGAGGCUAUGCAGCUGCUUGCGGCGGUUACCAAGAAAUGGACGCUGAAUGUGAGGUUGGGAGCGCUGGUGGUAGUAGCCCUGAGGGUUACCCUAGAGGUUUAUACCAUGAGGCCUUCAGAAGUCGAGAAUCGCCAUGUGGGAAUGUUUUAAGUCAGAAACGCCUCAUGGCGGGAAGGUUCCCGCUAAUGAUGGCGUUAGAGGGAAUAGAUGGAGGUGAAGAUGGUGUAGAAACUGGUGGUGCUGGUGCAUACAUCAAAUCUUCACAGUCCAGAGUCCGCCGUGACUGGAAUGGUCCUGGUGGUGUAGAAACUGGUGGUGCUGGUGCAUACAUCAAAUCUUCACAGUCCAGAGUCCGCCGUGACUGGAAUGGCCCUGGUGGUGGAGGACCUGGUGACGCUGGUGGUUAUGCUUGCGGCUAUGGUGGUGCUGGUUGUGGAGGCCCUGGUGGUGCUGGAGGUCCUGGUGGCGUUGGUGGUUAUGCUUGCGGCUAUGGUGCUGCUGGUUGCGCUGCCGGCUAUGGUGCUGAUGGUGGUGGAGGCCCUGGUGACGCUGGAGGCUAUCAAACUAGACCACCCUAUCCACCCUGGAACCCUCACUGGGGCUAA